GUAAUCCAGAACUACCAACAGCAGUUAAUAUAACUUGGUCUUCAAUCAAUUUUAAAACUAUACUACGAUGGCAACCAAAACCGUCAGGCUACUUCUAUACAGUAGAAAUACAUGGACAGACUUCUGACACCAAAAAAAAAUGCAUACUGACAACAGAAACAGAGUGUGAUGUUACUGAUGUACUCAGGAAUGUAAAUGAGACCUAUACAGCACACAUACUGUCUGUAACGCCCUCGGAGAUGGACAACUUUGAAGAACCACCUUUUGCAGUCUCUGAAAAAUUUACACCUUAUAGUCAGACUGUUCUAGGAAGACCGGAGAUACAGAAUUACACCCAAAAAGGUUCCAAACUAAAUGUUGUGUUCCAAGAUCCACUUACACCAUAUACAUUCCCUAAUGGAAGCUUUCAGAAUAUUCGAGAUAUUUUCCAGCAUGACCUGGAAUACAAAAUCUAUUACUGGAAGGAUCAAAGUUCUGGAAAGAAAGAUGCAACAACAAAAAGCCAUACAUUUGAAGUAAGCGUUGACAGCACAAAAAACUAUUGCUUCUACAUACAGGGAAUCAUUCCUUCCCGCAGAGAAAACCGCAACGGUCAAGAAAGCGUGGUGCUUUGCACAAGUGUGGGAAGAACCAUCUUGGAUGAAUACGGAGCAGAAGUCUUUAUCAUCAUAGCAGUGAUAGCAAUCACAGUCAUCACUCUUGCCAUUGUCCUGUCAGUGAUCCUGUGUAAACGCAAGAAAGCAAAAGCUGCAAGAGAAAAGGAACCACUUAAUGGUGUCUAA
Merops nubicus (carmine bee-eater) is the source of this 782-nucleotide messenger RNA. It is a transcript of the gene F3, whose product is annotated as coagulation factor III (thromboplastin, tissue factor). The record is from RefSeq and is a predicted model, not a curated record. NCBI's taxonomy places the organism in Eukaryota, Metazoa, Chordata, Aves, Coraciiformes, Meropidae. Gene Ontology annotation, biological process: blood coagulation. Gene Ontology annotation, cellular component: membrane. The annotation marks the transcript as partial. The transcript is spliced from 5 exons. Gene Ontology annotation, molecular function: protein binding.